AUGGACCGACCAAGUGACGAUGAUGAAGAUGCGGAGUUGGACUUUGACCUCCUGGCGAUCAACGAGGACGACGUGCGUCAAACCGUCUACAAGCAGACUGGCAAGCGCAAGAGUGAAGCAAGACCCGGCAUGUCACGUUCAGCUCGCCCUCGAACUGGGUUGGAACAAGCAAGUGCGCCGGAACACGUCUCCAACCGUCACCAGAAACGACGAUCAAGUGCUCCAGAAACGAUGUCUGAUGACGAAGAAGAUGCAAGCGUCUACGAUCAAGAUGACGACUCGACGCCUCCAACAUUUUGGCGUGCAAGUGCAAACGCAGUGGAAGCAACGGACCUAGCAGAACCUGUGACUUUUCAAGACGCGAUCAAUGGUCCUGAUCAAGCUCACUGGCGAAAUGCUGUGAAGGCGGAACUCAAGUCGAUGCAUCUUCGUGGAGUUUUCCGUGCGGCAAAACUACCAAGAGGCCAAGGCGCGAUCGGCACCAAGUGGGUGUUCAAGAUCAAGCGCAAAGCGGAUGGAUCGGUCGAGAAAUACAAGGCGCGUCUCGUUGCCAAGGGCUUCAAGCAGAAGUACGGCAUCGACUACACAGAGACGUUCUCGCCCGUGGUCAAGUACGUGACACUGCGUAUGGUGAUCGCGAUCACCAAGUAUUUCGACUGGCCACUGGACCAACUCGAUGUGGUGACAGCCUUUCUCUACGGAGUGAUGAAGGAGAAGGUGUACUGCGUGAUACCAGAAGGCGUCGAGAUGGAUGGCGACUUCGACUGUCUCGAGUUGGUGAAGGCGAUCUACGGUCUCAAGCAAGCUUCACGUGUGUGGAACGAGACUUUCGACGAGUUCGUAUGCUCUAUCGGUUUCGAAGCGUCGGCGUUCGACCCAUGUCUCUACAUCAAGGUUGUCGACGGUCACUGUGUGCUCGUGCUGGUCUACGUGGAUGACGUGUUGGUCACCGGCAGCUCGCUCGAGUUGAUUGCGCAGACGAAGGCCGACCUCAAGACGCGUUUCGAGAUGACCGACAGUGGCAAGUGUACUUUUGUACUGGGCAUCGAACUGGUGGACGAAUCGGAUGGCAGCGUGACGAUGUGCCAGCGACGGUAUGUCAACGACAUCCUCAAGCGCUUCGGCAUGGAUGAGUGCAAGGCCACAGCAAGUCCGGUCGACUUGAGCACUCGGCUUGUCGCAAGCACCGAAGCGGCCAAGAUCGACGUUCCGUUUCGUGAAGCUGUGGGAGCUUUGAUGCACUUGACGACUGCGACGCGCCCGGACAUUGGGUAUGCUGUGGGGUACGUCUCGCGCUUCAUGGAGAAUCCGCAGCAAGAACAUUGGACGGCGGUGAAGCGCAUCUUUCGUUACUUGCAAGGGACCAAGUCGCACGGACUCCGCUUCCAGCCAAGCGACAAGAUCGACUUUCGUGGCUACUCGGACGCGGACUGGGCCGGCGACCACGCUGAUCUCAAGUCGACUUCGGGUUAUACUUUCAUGCUGAUGGGUGCUCCUGAAGGCAAGUGGGUGCAUCGCCUGCUAUGCGAGAUUUUAGCGGCCGCAAACGAACCAGGACCGGACCUCGUCAUCCGUGAAGACAACCAGUCGUGCAUCAAGAUGACGAAGAAUCCGGUGAAUCAUGGCCGCGCCAAGCACAUCGACAUCAAGUACCAUCACAUCCGUGAUGAGGUCAAGCGCGGUGAAGUGCAGCUCGAGUAUUGCGAGACUUCCGUGAUGAUGGCGGACAUCAUGACGAAGGGACUUCAUGGACCACGCCACAAGGAGAUGACGACGGCUCUCGGGAUUCGUGAGCAUUCGGAUUGA
This is a messenger RNA of Peronospora matthiolae, 1806 nucleotides long. Lineage: Eukaryota; Oomycota; Peronosporomycetes; Peronosporales; Peronosporaceae. The record is from the annotation of a GenBank genome assembly.